Messenger RNA from Leptomonas pyrrhocoris, 702 nucleotides. RefSeq lists its product as hypothetical. The coding region runs from base 1 to 702 and encodes 233 amino acids. The transcript has a single exon. The record is from RefSeq and is a predicted model, not a curated record. Lineage: Eukaryota; Euglenozoa; Kinetoplastea; Trypanosomatida; Trypanosomatidae.
AUGCUGCCCUGCGCGAAGACAAAUCGGAAGAAAGACGUGGUGUGGCGAAGAGGUGCUCUUCUGGAAAUGCCAAAGGUGCCAAUAAGCUUUUUUAGAAAGGAGCGCUCGGAGAGUGUAACAUCUCUCGUCUCUAUGGUGUUCUUCCACCCGCCACCCAUCUCAGCCGAAUCGCACAUGCGAGUCUUUCCCUCCGUUUUAUUCCUUCUACCUUUAUGUGUGUUAUGUGUUGCUGACCCUUCGCCUCCAACGGGUUCUUUUGGCCUAUUCUCCCUUCGUGUUUUCCCUCUCGUCCCCCCUUGUUAUUAUUGUGCUUGCCUUUCCAAGUGCAAGAAGGUCUCUGAGAAGAGUCGGCUGCUGCUCUUGCGCUUUUACUUUUUCCCCUUUUUGCGCACAGCUGUGUGUGUGUGUGUGUGGAUUUGCGUUGCCCGGCCAGCGAAGGGAGUGGCGCACUCGAAAGCAAGGAAGACGCUGAAAGGAAAAAAAGAAAUAUGUGAGGAAGUUGAAUCAAUAAACUUCUUCUUCUUCUAUAAGCUGGCGCUCCCGUAUAACAUCGCGCAUUCGAUGCUCGCUGCGUGUGAGAGAGCGCGACUAAGGCACCUCGAUCUUUCUUCUCCCCACCGUCUUUUUUUGUAUUUGUUUAUUAUCAGUAUUUUUGAAACAUGUAUUGAGCGCAUUUAUAUGAAAGAAACGCGAUACUUAUGA